AUGAACUCAGCCAUACCCAUGUCCUCUUUUGAUCCAUUAUAGCUUCUCUCUCUUUCUCUCUUUGUUGGGUUUCUCUGGGAAUCAAUCAUAUCUGGACGUGCCCCAUCGUCUCCUGUACUCUGUCACUGUAACAAGGGUUUUCUAUUACGGGUCUUCUGUUCAUUCUCUUUACUUUGAUCACCGUCACCUCAUGUGUAUCUCCCCUUUUGCGCCCCCGCCCCGUUUCUGAAAGCUCUCUCUCCUUCUCUCUUUUUCUCUCUCUUUCUCUGCUUUUCUUGAAUCCUAGGUCUUUCUCCGUUCUUUCAACAUGGUGCCUCCGUGAUGGCGAGGAGGUGGAGGAGGCUGCUCGGGGUCUACUGGGUCGAGCUCAGUGUGGCGCCGAUUCUCUGUUUCGAGUUGUUUUUGUAGUAAAGUUACGAGCUUUUUCCGGUUUGAUCUCAGUGGGUUUCUUUGAGCGCUUCUCCCAUGGCGUAUCACCAACCGGUGCCGACCUCUCCGUUCGCCGGCGUCGUCGGGGAUACUACCUACACGAAGGUGUUUGUGGGGGGGUUGGCUUGGGAGACUCAGAACGACACUUUGCGCCGUUAUUUUGAGCAGUUUGGGGACAUUGUUGAGGCAGUUGUGAUCACCGACAAGAACACCGGCCGAUCCAAGGGCUACGGUUUUGUGACAUUCCAUGAUCCCGAAUCUGCGAGGAGGGCUUGCGAAAAUCCCAGUCCGGUUAUUGAUGGAAGGAGAGCUAAUUGUAAUUUGGCUGCUCUCGGACGGCUACGGCCGCCUGUUUCUUUUGGUACUUCAUUUUCUCCAUCUGCAUUUGAAAAUGAGCUAGGGCGUAUGAGACCGGUAGUGCCUCUUAUUGGGAGCGUGCAAACCCCAAGGAGUACAUAUGUUGGAAGCCCUUCUUACCAGCAACCCAGUACUUAUGGUUAUCAACCCGGAUUUGUAUAUCCACCCUAUGGGUACACAACAUAUACACCAGAGUUCUACCCACAGAGUGCUUACAACCCUUACCUGGCCCAGAAUUACGUUCAGAUAUAUGGUGUGCCUGGUACGGCCAGUGCAGGACUAUAUUCAUAUGGACAAGUGGGACAUCCCCCUUCAAGCAGUUAUGGUUAUGUUUCCCCCCAAAGUUAUGGUAUGCCAAAUCAGCAUGUAGUGCAAUUUGCUGGACCAAAUGUAAAUGGUGCUACAGCUGCAAUCCCUGCACUCCAAGCACCAUAUCCUGCAGGUAUGGCAGCACCAGCUCCUGGACAAGCACAAAUUAUAGUAACUGCCCAUUCUCCUCAGUUCACUAGUGGUUCUGAUCAAACAGCUGGUUGAAUGGUGAUCAGAAGUCACAUCGACAGGUAAUCCUUAGAUUGCCGCAGGACUUAGAGCAGCAGUUCUGCUACUUGCGUGGCAGGCUUGGUAUCUAGCCUUGCAAGCUGUCAUCUUGGCAUCUAGAGGUCAUCCUUUUUUGUGAAUCACGAUAAUGCAGAGUCAGUUGUAAGAUGUUGAGUCACUUCGAACUCCGGAGUCAGGUGCAUGGUAAGAGCCAGGGGCGCUCUUCCACCGCGUCAAGUAGAACGUGUUCUCAUGCCAUCGCUCGGACUAUUGGCCAUGGAAAGAUUCGAUGGCGCCGCUUUGCAGGAAUAGGGUUUUCCUGCGGUCAUGUCAAAUAUCCCCUCCUCCCCCUGUACCCUAAGGAAUCAAUGUCUGAUUCUUUCGGGACGAUCUCGUACCCGGGUUGGUUCCGUGGUCCAUUCCUAGCAUAACCCGGAUUGUUUCCCACGCAGCAGGAUGAAGUGCUGUUUCGCAUUGAUCCAUGAUUGUUGUUUGCCUGUCGAUCAGUUGAUGUGUAAUAGAACUCCCUAGGUUACAUCAUUGUUUUCCACUCUAUUCCAUGCUCUGAUAAUUGAGACAAUUGAGACAAUUGAGCUUGUAUUAUGCAGCAGCAGCAGCAUCUAAUUACUCAGACUCAAGGGUUUCUUCUUCCAUUUA
Molecule: messenger RNA, 1980 nt
Organism: Eucalyptus grandis
Lineage: Eukaryota; Viridiplantae; Streptophyta; Magnoliopsida; Myrtales; Myrtaceae
Product: RNA-binding protein 24-A
Exons: 8
Coding region: 466-1320 (284 amino acids)
Molecular function (GO): RNA binding
Source: RefSeq, a predicted model, not a curated record